AUGUCCACCCGCUCAAUACGAAAGCCGCGACGACCAGCCCCGGAGAUCCCUGAUGCUGCCAUGCAGCAUGCAGCCGCUGCAGCUGCAGCCUCGCGGGCAAUGCGCUCCAGUCAAAGCUCGUCUCAGGAGUCAAAAACUCCAUACGAUCGACUAGGUGGUCCAGGCAAUGUUGGCAUCCCUCGAAGGUGUCCCGGGUCGAGCCUUCGGAGCACUGAUGAUAGCAUGUCGAUCGGUCAGAGCGACUUGCCUAAAGUUUCAAAUCCGCGUCGGUCCAAAGAAUUGACUGGUGUAUCGGCUCGAGGCCAUUGCUUCGAUGACCCUGCCGCCCUGCCGCCAAUCACAGAACUCGACGGACUUGAUGGGCGAGACAGCUCAGUGCCCUCUUCAUAUCGCCGAUUGCGCAAGGCUAAAUCAAUGUUCUCGACUAGACAGCGAACUUCACAGACUCCAUAUGGAGUGCCUACCAUUCCUUGCGGUGAUCCCCUUGAUCCCGAGCGCAGUCCUGGAUUUCAGCUGCCACGGACAAUGAGACGGUCCAUGUCUUUUCUUCGAGGAGGUUAUCAAUCCCCACAAGUCGUCCCAACUGCUAAAGGUCAUGAUGCGGCUAUUGAGCUUGCUCGUGGCCAAUUUUCACAAAAUUUCAACGGCAGAGGUCCUCAGAGUCGACGGUCAUCUUUCUUGCUCAGACGCAAGGAGCACAGGCCAUUUCGAAGAUCUUUCCGGACAACAAGUGAAGGUGGCUUCGGUGCCUCUACCGAGCGUUCUGAUAAGUCUCGGUCUUUUUCAACUUCCAUCAAAAACAAAUUCAGACGUGUGUUUGGGUUUUCCAAGGCCACAGAUCAACAACCUGCGCCACAUGGUAACCCAAAAGGCGCUGGGGCGUCUGCGGUAACUCCAAUUGGAAAAGGCACGGAAGAAUGCUCUCCUCGCAAACUUACAGCCAUUGAAGACGGCAUUGAUUCCAACUAUCUCCAGUCAAUGCCCCGGUCCCCUAGCCGCGAUAGUAUCUGCAGUUCCAAGUCGCGCGUCACCAGUUGGGCUGAUUCAACCAUGCCGAACACAGUUACAACCCGGAAGCCAAGACAUCGCCAAUCUCUCUCUUUGGUCAGAGAGGGUGGGGAUCUGGAGCAGCAACUACCACGGACGCCUGCAAUGGAUGGUGCCGAAAAUCAAUCUCCUUUGGGCGUGAGAGGAAGCACUCAUCAAAUUAGCAUUGUUGACAGUCAAGAUCUGUACACAGCUUUAUUGAAACAGAUGGGCCGAAAUUCCUUGUCUGAUUCCAACGAGGAGCUGGUCUUCGGCAAUGUGUCACAGCAUCGUGUGAUUCCAGAACGGAAGAAUUCGGUCUACUCCCAACAUGGCAAACGGACUAUCCGCCAUGUCCCAAGCCAAGAAUCCUCGACCUCGCCCGGUUCAUUUGCAACAGCGCGUGGUGGCGAUCAAUCAAGUCCACGAAAGUAUCCGCGCUCAGCCGGGUCGAUGCAAGUUUCUCGGGGCAUGCUGCAUCAGGUGACAAAUCAACAUAUGGCUUCUGUUUCAGACAAAAGGUCGCAGCAAUCAACGUACGCUUUGAGUGAGGGAUCGGAUGAGGAUACUGGUAGUGUUAUUGUUUCUCGCCUUCGGGCCCCGAAAAGGGAUAUUGUUUCCCCAAGUAUCUAUUCCCGGACCACCAGUGGCAAUACCCCAACAAAAACUGACAAUGCCGACAUGAGCGUUCAUGACGAACCAGGAACAGCGACUAUAUUUACUCCACAACGGACAAAAUACAGCUCACCCAAGCGUGCCAAUCGGGCUUCAUCCCCCACUUCCCAUGUAAAUCCCAGUGCAGAUUGGCAGCAAUGGAUGAGCUCGCAGAUCGAACGAAUUGAACAGGCAAGCCCCACAAGAGAACACAUCAGAGAAGAUGCACAAUACCAGGACGAUGAUGAGUACUUGACCAGCCUAGCUCGACGAGCUCCUAUCGCCGUCUCCGCUCCCGCUUCCGCAACUCUUUCGGAGGUUCCAGACAGCACAAGUAUCACCGAGCGCAAAGCCUCGGUUGAGAACAGAGUCCCGUCACAGAGCAAUUUCUCCCGUCCGUUAAUCCAGGCUUCCGGCAUGCGAACCAUCUUGCCAUUGCGGACAAUUAAGUCGGAAAAUAUAGCGCAGGCUCAUGUUAACUCAUUGGCAAUGGAUACCGCUGCUAAACCUGAUGAAAACACCUCCCCGGGGCUCAUCCCCGUUACUUGCAAUCAAGAACCGUCGCCAAUCCGACUGAGAUCCGGGAACAUGCAGCCACCAGAGUCCCCAACUCCCAAGGGAGUGAGAGCAAAGCGGUCCUGGACCAAAGAGCAGCAGCGGCGCUAUUCGGCCAGGCGUGCUCCGAUCGCCCAAGAUAGCAGGAUCAAUCAUUUCCGGUCCAUGCGCAUGCAGCGAGGAAACCGUGCAAAUAAUGAGAACGCGAGGGAGCAGGAUGAGUACAAUGACAUUAUGGAUAGCUACAGCCAACUUCAGGACAUCCAUUCCACGAUCUCUAGCAAACGCAUGGUGGAUUUGUUCUUGGAUAGUCGCCGUCGACAAAUGGGUGAAGUCACUGACAACGAUGCAACUACAGACGCUUUUCUUUGA
Penicillium concentricum is the source of this 2607-nucleotide messenger RNA. RefSeq lists its product as uncharacterized. The record is from RefSeq and is a predicted model, not a curated record. Bases 1 to 2607 code for a protein of 868 amino acids. NCBI's taxonomy places the organism in Eukaryota, Fungi, Ascomycota, Eurotiomycetes, Eurotiales, Aspergillaceae. The transcript has a single exon.